Gopherus flavomarginatus (Mexican gopher tortoise) is the source of this 4162-nucleotide messenger RNA. It is a transcript of the gene GBE1, whose product is annotated as 1,4-alpha-glucan branching enzyme 1. Gene Ontology annotation, cellular component: cytoplasm. Gene Ontology annotation, molecular function: cation binding; hydrolase activity, hydrolyzing O-glycosyl compounds; 1,4-alpha-glucan branching enzyme activity. The transcript has 15 exons. NCBI's taxonomy places the organism in Eukaryota, Metazoa, Chordata, Testudines, Testudinidae. The record is from RefSeq and is a predicted model, not a curated record. Bases 196 to 2151 code for a protein of 651 amino acids. Gene Ontology annotation, biological process: glycogen biosynthetic process.
AAGAGGUGGGACCACAUUAAGCACUUGAAGCUUCUAUACAGGAAGGCCAAAGACUAGCACUUCUGGAGCAACUAUUCAAGUCAUACAUGCCUUCUACGAGGAGCUUCUACUGGGUGUUGUCAAGGAUUUCCACUACAGAACAUGAAGUAGCUCAUAAUCCCUUCUUCAGCUUUGCUGGCUUCAUUCUCUGAUGUGAUGUUUAUGAGGGCCAGGGGAGGAGAUAGCAGGAAUGUGGAAGAAGUCUCAGAAAAUGAGGAGUAUUUGGAGGAGCUGGUGGAGGAAGCUGCCACGCCCCCUGCCCCUGAUGAACCCAAGCAGAGCCCCAAGCUGCAGCAGGAACCAGAACCCAAGGCUGAUGGCUGGAAUCCAUUUUCUCAUCCAUAUAAGAAAAUGGAUUAUGGGAAAUGGGAACUGAUCAUCCCACCUGGACAAGAUGGAUUCUCGCCUGUGCCCCAUGGAUCAAAAUUAAAGGUGGUGAUCCGUAGUAAAAAUGGAGAAAUUCUCUACCGUAUUUCACCUUGGGCAAAAUAUGUAGCACGCGUAGGUACCAAUGUGAAUUACGAUUGGAUACACUGGGACCCACCAUUGCCAUAUCUACGCAAACAUCCUCAACCAAAGAAACCAAAAAGCUUAAGAAUUUAUGAAUCUCACGUGGGAAUUGCUUCCCCAGAAGGGAAAGUUGCUUCUUAUAAAAACUUUACAUACAACAUACUACCUAAAAUAAAGGAUCUUGGAUACAAUUGUGUUCAGCUGAUGGCUAUUAUGGAACAUGCUUACUAUGCCAGUUUUGGUUAUCAAAUCACAAGUUUUUUUGCAGCAUCAAGCCGUUAUGGAACCCCAGAUGAUCUGAAGGAGUUGAUUGACAUUGCCCACUCAUUAGGAAUUACUGUUCUAUUGGAUGUUGUACACAGCCAUGCAUCAAAUAACUCUGAGGAUGGUCUGAACAAAUUUGAUGGUACAGAUUCCUGCUUUUUCCAUUCCGGUCCUAGAGGAACUCAUAAUCUUUGGGACAGCAGACUUUUUGACUAUUCAAAUUGGGAAGUUCUGAGAUUCCUUCUCUCUAAUUUGAGAUGGUGGAUAGAAGAAUAUGGCUUUGAUGGCUUCCGGUUUGAUGGUAUUACAUCUAUGCUAUAUCACAAUCAUGGAAUUGGUACUGGCUUCAGUGGAGAUUACCAUGAAUAUUUUGGUCUACAUGUGGAUGAAGAUGCCCUCGUUUAUCUAAUAAUGGCCAACCACAUGAUUCAUUUAUUGCAUCCAGAAUCUAUAACAGUAGCUGAGGAUGUUUCUGGAAUGCCAGCUCUUUGUUGCCCUAUUGCCCAGGGAGGAGGUGGAUUUGAUUAUCGGCUCGCCAUGGCAAUUCCAGAUAAAUGGAUACAGAUAAUUAAAGAGUUGAAAGAUGAAGACUGGAAUAUGGGCAAUAUAGUGCAUACGCUGACAAACAGACGGUAUGAAGAGAAAUAUAUUGCAUAUGCGGAGAGCCAUGAUCAGGCCCUUGUUGGUGAUAAGACGUUGGCAUUUUGGCUGAUGGAUGCAGAGAUGUAUACAAAUAUGAGUGUACUUUCACCUCUCACUCCGGUUAUUGAUCGUGGAAUACAGCUUCAUAAAAUGAUUCGCCUCAUUACUCAUGCACUUGGAGGAGAGGGCUAUCUCAACUUCAUGGGUAAUGAAUUUGGGCAUCCAGAAUGGUUAGACUUUCCCAGAAAAGGAAACAAUGAGAGUUACCAUUAUGCCAGGAGACAGUUUCAUUUAGCUGAUGAUCACAUUCUUCGCUAUAGAUUCCUAAACACAUUUGACAGAGAUAUGAAUAAAUUGGAAGAAAGAUUUGGCUGGCUUGCAUCUCCCCCGGCUUUUGUGACUGAAAAUCAUGAAUCUAAUAAGGUCAUCAUAUUUGAGAGGGCAAAUCUAAUUUUUAUAUUCAAUUUCCAUCCAUCUAAAAGCUAUACUGAAUACAGAGUGGGUGCUGAAACUCCAGGAAAGUAUAAAAUUGCACUGGAUUCUGAUGCACCAGAAUAUGGAGGACAUCAGAGACUGGACCACAAUACAGAAUACUUCACUGAACAAUAUUCACAUAAUUUUCGAUCUAAUUCUCUUUUGGCGUACAUUCCAAGCAGAGUGGCGAUUGUGCUCCAGAAUAUGGAUAUCCCGAACUGAAGAACUACAUAACCAUCACUGCAGAACCAAAACGUGGAGAAGAAAUAUUGUACCAGCACUAAACAUCACAGAAUUAACACUGUGGCUGCUUUUUGAAACUAGGUCAUUGAAAUGUAGGAUUAAUAUUUACAUAUAAUUAUAGUGCUCUCAAGUUGCUAAAAUCUAAUUCAAGGAGACAAUAUAUGAAAGAAAAAUGCAUCUUUGCAUUUGUGAUGUUACAGCAUUACAUUUUAAAACAUUUCAGAGCAGCUGGCAUUGUCAAUUAAACUGUCAUUCCCAGUGUCUUGUCAGGAACAAUGUUGUACCGAAAGUGUUCUUGCUCUGAUUUCAGCAAUUUCUUUGAAACCUCUUUUAUCAUUUUGGUAUUGAAUUCAAAUAUUCAUUACAGAUCAUUGUCUCCUGUUAGGAUAAAGAGAAAAACAGCGUAUUGAAGUCAAACAUAAAUAAUCUGACAAAAGGCAGCCUUCUGGGUGUGAGGGAUUGCCUUCUGCAGCAAAUUCCAAGAUACUUCUAGGAUGUGCAGUUUUUCCAAUCAAGAAUACUGUCCUCUGCCAUUUUUAUUUAAUGAAUAUUUCACAGUAAAAUCUUCAAAGCUAGUGGAUAAAGUGGGACACAUGUCACUUGGGUUCUAGUCAUGAGUCCCUGCCACUUAUCUGUUCUGUGAUCUUGGGCAAGUCAUUUCACUCUGUGUUCCUCAGGUUCUGUAUCUGAAAAAUGGGGCUCAUGAUACUUGCCUACCUUUAGAAAGCAUUCUGGGAUGAUAAGUGAUCUGUGAGAGCUAAGUACUGUUACAUUUACUGAAAUGGUACAAUAAGUGAGAACAUUUUAAAAAGAACAUUUAUUAUUUUACAUACUCUCUCAUAAAUCUAAGGACCCUGUAGCCACUGGUUUCACUGCUUCCUAAAGCUUUCAUUUAACUUGGAGAACUUGUAAUGUUGAUCUUGCAUUUUUAUAAUUUAAAAAAUAUUUUGCUUACCAAGGAAGAAACAGUAUUAGAAAUAUAGAUAUGUUAUUCAAACCAAGCUUUUUGAUAUGUUCAAGCUAGUAAAUGGUUUAGAGAGCUGGCUGAAAUUGUUGUCUAAAUGAAUUCUUUACAAGAAAUCCAGCAUAGUAAAGAAUAAGAUUCUGUAUAUUCAAAUUGUAUCCACAGUGUAUUCAUUUUAACUCUGAAAAGGUCAUACAGAUUUAAAGACACAUGAUUUAUUUUGCUACACUAAUUUAAAAACAUGUUGACCUACAUAUUUGUAUAUGCUCCAAAAUGAGGUUUUAUUUUGCUUUACAAUCUAUUUUGAUUUACAGUUCCAAGUUUUCUAAUUCAGAAAUUUUCAACAGAGAAAAUGUCCACAACGGGUUUUGUUAAUUCAUAGUUCUAUGCAUCAGUCAUCUUCUAUGUAAGCUUUGUCUUCUAAAUGGCCGAACAUUUAUGCCCAAAUUGACAAAAACCUUGCAUGUGUUUUAUUACACUUACUAGAACUUUAACCUGGAAAUAUAUUUCAAAAAACAAACGAAUGAGUGGGACAGCAUAAUGUAACAUGAUGGGAAACCAGUCUUUUGAUGAUUUCAAAUUAAAAGGUUCAUGAACAUCCCAACUCUUACUGUAUUCUGUGCAACAGAUAUGUGAAAGACAAAUACCAUGCGCAACAGUGCUAUGUAAUGUCACAGCUCCUUUCCCUCCUUAAUUCAUUGUGCAUUAGUGAGCUAUAAAUGCAUUCCCGUACACUUAUGCUUAAAAAAGUACAGUGAAGUGUUUUAAUAACUGGAACCAAUUAUUGUUUCCAAAGUUGUAAACUUUGUAGUGAAAUAAAAGCAAUGUAAUUAUCUGCUAUAUUUACUUUAAAUUGAUCUUCUAAUAUAUCCUGUACAUUUUACUGGCACAUGUUCCAGCGUUCCAAAAUGUAAUGCAAGGCAAUUGCCCUUGUCAAACUAUUGUGCAAGAGAAGCAAUAAAUGUGUGAUGUGAAGUAGAAACUGUAAAAUUACAUGCAAAUAAACUGAGACAGGUAAAACAUAAA